GUUUGAACAAUACAGAACGAUGGUUGCAAGCGCAGCUAUUGAUAACGGCUAUAUCUCGUCUCGUCCACAUCCCUGGCAGUCGCUGGCGAUGGCCCCUCCUCCCUGAACCUCGGCAUCGCUCGACCCUCCAGUUGAGCCGCAACGAGCCUUAGCAUCGCGCACCGCGACUCGACCACUGCAGACGAGCAAUUGCGUGGAACCCCGGAUCUCGUGCAGAUCACCAACAAACCCUAUUUCUCGUUGAAUUGAGGACUCCGGCAAUGGCCGACCAACCUAUUCGCCCUGAUGGCGAUGAGCGCGUUCAGCACAAGACUGCUGUAUUGAAUGGCAUCACCUACCACUAUCUGUACGCUGUUCCAGAAUCUGGAACAUGGACGGAUACUGUUUUUCUGAUCCACGGCUGGCCCGAUCUGGCGCUGGGCUGGCGCUACCAGAUCCCUCUGCUCGUGAGCCUGGGCUUGAGAGUCGUGGCGCCGGAUAUGAUGGGAUAUGGCGGGACGGACGCACCCGAGGUCCCGCCAAACACCAUCAGUCUGUAUGGUUGCAAGCGCGCUGCAGACGACAUCGCCUGCCUGGCAGAGAUAGUUGGUGCCCAGAACAUCAUCUUGGGAGGACACGAUUGGGGAGGUGUCGUGGUCUGGCGCACAGCGCUAUGGUAUCCCGACUUGGUGUCCCACGUCUUCUCCGUGUGCACACCGUACACCGCGCCAAACAAGCAGUUCUUCUCCAUCGAGCAGUUGGUAAAAGGACCAUUGCCGCAGUUUGCGUACCAGCUGCAUCUUGCUUCGGGCGAGGUGGAGAAGAGCGUAUACGAUGAGACGACCAUUCGGCAGUUCCUCAAGGGAAUAUAUGGCGCCACGGGCCCAAACGGGGAGCCGGCAUUCGAACCCUACAGGGGCGUUAUCAAAGAGAACCUAGCCAAGGUCGGCGAGAGCAAGAUCCUUAACGGCGAGGUGCUCGACCACUACGUCGCGCAAUACGUGCGCCACGGCAUCCACCCAACCCUAAACUGGUACCGCCAGCGCCGCACAAACUGGGAAGAGGAUCAGGCGCUCCUCGACGAGACAACCAUCACCCAGCCCGUCCUCUUCAUCCAAGCAGCCCACGACUCCGUCCUCAAGCCCGAGAUGUCCAGGGGCAUGGAGAAGCUGAUCCCCAAGCUGACUCGUGCAGAGGUCGACGCUUCGCACUGGGCGCUGACACAGAAGCCCGAGGAAGUGAACACAUUGAUCAGGCAGUGGUUGGAGAAAGAGGGGUUGGUUAAGACGAAGAGUGCUCUGUAGGGACGUGAAGAGGGUGGACAUGAUGGGUUGCUGGAGUGGGGAUGGGGACGGCAGUUGCGCUUUGGUUGCACGUCUUGCACUGGGCCGUCGAGAUUAAUGGAUCGAGGGCUGUGAUCUUGGCUGACAGUGUGCUUGGCUGUUGUUGAUUAUCUUUGGCAUCGACUCAGGUGCUUCUAUACGACGAAAGAUGUACGCCUUUGCAUGACGACUCUAGUGAGGUCCAUUUGUAGGGUGUGAGGCAAGCACCGCGUAUGCAAUGACGAUAUAGCACUUGUGGGAGAUGCGUCGCUCAUCGUCUACACACGUUCUGUGUGCUAAGGCAGAGCAUCACUCAAUACUUCAUCACAAUGUCAAAAUUUACAACAUGCCGG
Molecule: messenger RNA, 1654 nt
Organism: Didymella exigua CBS 183.55
Lineage: Eukaryota; Fungi; Ascomycota; Dothideomycetes; Pleosporales; Didymellaceae
Product: alpha/beta-hydrolase
Exons: 7
Coding region: 261-1283 (340 amino acids)
Molecular function (GO): hydrolase activity
Source: RefSeq, a predicted model, not a curated record